ACAGGUUUACAGCGCGCUGAGACUAGAGCUGACGCAGGCUGAUAUUUGCCCGAACAUUAUGUUUAGAAAACUCAAAUGACUCGAAAAAGUGACCCAAGGUAUAUAUUUUAGAAUAUUCUGCAUGGUCUCUUCUUCUCUGGACACCGUCAUCCCGAUACCACAUCGAACGGGAUUCUGACAUGGCAAUCCAAGUACUUCUCAUUGGUUUUCUCGGCCUUGUUCAUGAUGUGGCAAUGCAGGGGUUACCCCCGAAUUUGAAAGAGCAGUCUCAAAGGCCUCACUUGACUGGCUGUGUUUCAAGAGAAAUGCAAUCAUUCUACUGCUCUUGGAGUGUUGGAACAUUCCAGAACCUCACAGAGCCUGGAGACCUCAGGCUCUUCUACACAUACGAUACACAAACAGAAUGGAAGGAAUGCCCUAAAUACACCUUACUGAGAGAAAAUGAGUGUUUCUUUGACGAAGAGCACACACAAUUUUGGGAGGAUUACAAAAUCGAGCUACGCUCGCGUGAUGAGUCAAUUAUCUAUGAUGAAGACCUUUUCACAGUGGAGACUAUUGUAUAUCCGGACCCACCUGUUGGGUUGAACUGGACCAUUCUGAGUGUGGGCAUGACCAAGAUGUACACUGAUGUACUCAUAAGCUGGGAGCCUCCACCAUCGGCAGCAGUGAGUGUGGAGGAAGGUUGGUUAUCCCUGGCGUACGAGACUCAUUACCGAGAGCCUGGUUCAGCCACUUGGAACAUACUGAAUGCAGACUGUGAGACCAAAAAAAACAUCUAUGGGCUUCGCACAAACACAGAUUAUGAAAUCAGAAUAAGAUGCAAGUGUAAAACUUCCAAUAACUUCAGCAACUUCAGUGACUCCAUAAUGAUCAGUGUACCAGCCACAGGUAGAAAAAGGCCUGGCUCCCUCACAAAGCAGUCUCCCCAUUUAGAUCAGUCUCAAAGGCCUCACUUGACUGGCUGUGUUUCAAGAGAAAUGGAAUCAUUCUACUGCUCUUGGAAUGUUGGAACAUUCCAGAACCUCACAGAGCCUGGAGACCUCAGGCUCUUCUACACAUUCAGUAUCCCACAAAAACCUGGAGAAUGGAAGGAAUGCCCUAAAUACACCUUACUAAGAGAAAAUGAGUGUUACUUUGACAAACGGCACACACAAGUAUGGGUGGCUUACAAAAUUGAGCUACGCUCGCGUGAUCAGUCCAUUAUCUAUGAUGAAGACCUUUUCACAGUGGAGACUAUUGUAUAUCCGGACCCACCUGUUGGGUUGAACUGGACCAUUCUGAGUGUGGGCAUGACCAAGAUGUACACUGAUGUACUCAUAAGCUGGGAGCCUCCACCAUCAGCAGCAGUGAGUGUGGAGGAAGGUUGGUUAUCCCUGGCGUACGAGACUCAUUACCGAGAGCCUGGUUCAGCCACUUGGAACAUACUGGAUGCAGACACAGAGACCAAGAAAUACAUCUAUGGGCUUCGCACAAACACAGAUUAUGAAAUCAGACUACGAUGCAAGAUGAAAAGUUCCAAUAACUUCAGCAACUUCAGUGAAUCCAUAAUGAUCAGUGUACCAGCCACAGAAUCAAGGGUUCCAAUAGCUGUAGGGUUCAUCUUUACAGCAGUGGGCUUUGCUGUCAUUGGUAUGCUGGUACUGGUCUCCCGACAGAAGAAACUCAUGGUGAUUUUCUUGCCUCCUGUCCCUGGCCCCAAAAUCAGAGGCAUUGACCCAGAACUUCUUCAGAAAGGAAAACUGUCCGAGCUCACCUCAAUUCUGACCAGUCAUGCUGUCCUAAGGUCUGACCUCUACAACAAUGACCCCUGGGUAGAGUUUAUUGAGGUAGAUUUAGAGAAGCCCAGUGCAAUUGAGCAGGAUCUGGAGACAGCAUUCCUCAUCGACAACUCCCCCUCUGACAGCACACAUCUGAUCAGUGAUUUCCAUGAUGAUGACUCUGGUCGGGCCAGUUGUUGUGAACAAGACCUGCCAGAGCCAGAGUCGGUGGAGUUUCGAACCCCUAUGCUGUCGUCAUCAUCGAAUCUUGAUCCCACUGCAACUCCCCGAACCGAAACCCAAUCGCAGGUGGUGGUGGCAACGUCUCAAGAUUCAUGGCCUGGCACGCCAGAUCUGUAUGCUCAAGUGAAACAAGUAACUCCAUUGGGAGAAGUGGUUUUGACCCCUGAGAAGCAGAACCAAAAAGGGGAGGCCAUCAAUAAACAGGACAAAAUGAAACGUGAUCAGACCAGGAAAGAGCCAGAUUUCCACUUGCUCGUGCUAGAAGAUGAGAAAGGCAACACCACUGAGCCAGGCGUCAACAUGAGCAUGAACCAAUCAACUGAAGAUCACAGCCCAUCCUUAUCCCCCACAGAGGAUGUCAAUUUCGCACCCCGUCAGCCAUUAAUGGAUUACCAAGAAUCACAGGUGGCCUCAGCAACAGCUCCAGAGUCGUCGGUUCCUCAAUCAUCAGCACAGCCCUCGCCAGAAUAUACUGUGGUGGAUGGCACUGAUCCACAGAACAGCCUCCUACUGAGAUCCAAUGCUCCUUUGGCUCCCAGCUCUUCAAACAUAAAACAGAUGCCCUCGCCAGAAGGGUACCUAUCCCCAGACCUUCUGGAUAGCAUUCCCUUUUGAAUGAUCACAAAAUAAAAACACUUCAUCAGAACUAUUGAAACGACUGCAGUAUGCAGAAUCUAAAUGCAGUCCAACAGGAUAGGCUACUGCUUCAUGUUAUUUUUUUUUAAACGUGCCAUAGGGCGUAGGUUUAAUAGGUCAUACUAUUUUGCUGUGUUUUUAUAUUAAGCCUCAGAGGUUUGUACCUGAUGAAGGGAAAUAUGACACUGUUAGGCAACAUCAAGUAGGCCACGUGGUCUAGGACAGGGAUGGGCAACUGCUGUGCCGCAUGUGUUCCUCCUCCUCAGUCAGUGCGGCCCGCGGAUCAAUUUUCAAAUGUCAUUACAACGUUCGUUUCGUUUCACAUGGUUUUUACCGCAUCUGAACCGGACCCUUAUUGUAAUGAUACUGUCCACCAAUAGGGACGCUUCCUACAUAGAAAAUCCAGUGGGGUUGAGAGUGUUCUUCACUGUGGGAGAAUGUGUAAUAUUUCUUUGUAAUGUUUUAAGUUCAUUGACUUCAUUCAUGAAUAGAAGCAAUAUUUAAAAAUGCAUUUGAGUAUAGAACAUAUGAAAUUAAUGUAUGUUGGUUUAAUUAAAUUGCAUACAUACUACAUUUAAUCCUAUUUAUCCCAGUGGUGGACAUGCGUGGUCACAUUUGACCUUCUGACAAGAAAAUAUUUGUAUAUUUGUGGCCCUCCCUAUUAUCAAAGUUGCCUAUCCCUGGACUAGGAUGGAGUAGCUAACAAGGUAUGUUAUGAGAAGGACUCAAACGGAUAAUGUAAAAUAUACAGAGCUAAUUAAGAGAUCUGUGAAAUACAGGAAUGGGUUUGAUACAUGGAGCUUAGCUGUUUGCCUAAUUCGGCUAAUUGCUGUAGAUGUGUCUCUGUUUACACAAAGGAAUUAAUUAGUUUACUAUUGUUUACUACUAUAAAUCGUGUUUACUAUGUUAAUCAUAUUAAUUGCUUUCAUUUAAUACAAAUCGGUCACCUACUAUGUGUGAAUGACCAGCUGACCAAAGGUAUAGCUCAUUAUGAACUGUGAAAGUGCUUGGAUCUACUUUUAUUUUUGUAGCUUAUGGGUAAAUUUCCCCAGUAUAACCUUGCUUUAGGCUUACUUCAGUAUUUAUUUCCUGAAGUCCAUCAUGUGAAAGCAGCAGUAGCUGAAUGUGCCUUAUCAGAUGAAAGUAGGCUAUUUCAUGUUGAAAAAUAACUAAUUGUAAAUAAUGUUUAACAUUGAAAUGUUUCUGAUAAGAAUGUAUUUUUGAAAAUGGUUAUCUUGUUUACAAAUAUAUGUGGAUUGUUUCAAACAAUUAAUAAAAAAUCUAUGAGCAA
Molecule: messenger RNA, 3927 nt
Organism: Sardina pilchardus (European sardine)
Lineage: Eukaryota; Metazoa; Chordata; Actinopteri; Clupeiformes; Clupeidae
Gene: ghrb
Product: growth hormone receptor b
Exons: 13
Coding region: 180-2615 (811 amino acids)
Biological process (GO): cytokine-mediated signaling pathway
Cellular component (GO): external side of plasma membrane
Molecular function (GO): protein binding; cytokine receptor activity
Source: RefSeq, a predicted model, not a curated record